This is a messenger RNA of Acanthaster planci (crown-of-thorns starfish), 10150 nucleotides long. Its product is annotated as dynein axonemal heavy chain 5-like. The record is from RefSeq and is a predicted model, not a curated record. Gene Ontology annotation, biological process: microtubule-based movement. NCBI's taxonomy places the organism in Eukaryota, Metazoa, Echinodermata, Asteroidea, Valvatida, Acanthasteridae. Gene Ontology annotation, molecular function: minus-end-directed microtubule motor activity; ATP hydrolysis activity; ATP binding. Gene Ontology annotation, cellular component: dynein complex.
UGGCGGCCCGCUGUCAACAAAUCCGCGGCAACUCCUCAAAACUUUAUCAUGCUGACAACACGUGAUUUAGCUCCAUUUUUUGCUGCUCAUGAAGUAGAAUUUUGUUGCAUUUUAGUAGGAUUACCGAGAAGGGUUAUUUCAGAGUUUGUAAAUCGUGCUGUGCUGAGAAAAUUGAGACAAAAUGGACGAGAGACACUGGUGGAUCGCUACGAAGAUCCAGGAAUCAUUCCAUAUCGGCGGGUUUCACGACAACCCAACGCUGUUGGAGGAUUUUCUCUGCGAGCCCAAAACGCUCGAACUCAUCAACCAAUUCUUGGGCACGGGAGGGCCCAACAAGCUCUUCUUCUACUCCGACAGACCCCAGACGAGCUCUCUCUUUCCAAGCGGGCUGCAGAGCACGAGACAGCUGCACGUCGUGAGCUCCCUGGCCGCGUUGAAAGAGGUGAACAUCGAGGACACGACUUGUCUGUAUUUCCUCCGCCAUCAUGUCAACCACGACGUGGACCCCGUCCACAUGGAGAAGGACAUUUUCUGCGGGGAGCUGCGGCACAGCGUGUUGGACAACCUCAACACCUUGCUGUCUGAUAUUUACUUGCCUUUGCUUCGAGCACAGAAGGACUGGGGCCAGUGCAGCGAGGAGAAUGUCUCGCAGUGUCUGAAUAGCCUGGAGAAAUAUGCCGGGGCACUGGCAGAAACGGUCAAUGUUCCUGCUUCAGGAAGACAGCAGAGUCAAAGGCGACAAGUUCCAGUGGACUUGGUCUUGAGACGUCCGGAUAACAUGGUGAGCCAGGAAUUUAGUAAGCAUCGGACGACGUCUUACGACCACAGUAUCAUUACGGAAUAUGAGGCCUUAGUGACAGAGUGGAUCUCCACCAUCGAUAACGCCCUGGCUGACGGUGGGGAUGAAAGGUUCAUGGAUCCCACCUCAGGCCCCAUGAGCGAGCUGGAGCGAUGGAGGAGACGGCAGAGGAUGCUGUCCAACAUCAUGGAGCAGCUGAAGGGGAAGGAGUGCAAGACAGUCAUCGGGGUCCUCAUCACCUCCAAGUCCAAAGUCCUCAAAAAAUGGAAGGCCAUCGAUGCAAGUAUCACUGAUGCAGCCAACGAAACUAAGGACAAAGUCAAGUAUUUGGAGGCCCUGCGUCGGCAUUUCGAGCACCUCUACCACAGCGCCUCGCCGGCCGACAUCAUCAACACGGCCCUGCCCGGUCUGGCCAAUAACGUCAAGCAGAUGGAUUCCAUCUCCAGAUUCUACGCACGCUCUGGCUAUCUGGGGCUGCUCUUCACCAAGAUAACCAAUCAGCUUGUCAACGCCUGCAAGGAGUACAUCACGGCUGAGACAAUCACCCCCUCCCAGGAGGAUUUGCUGUGGCCCAAGUUCUACACAGAGAUAGAGGGCAGGGUCCAUUCCACUGAUCAGCAGGGGAGGUCCAGGGCUGGACGGCGGAAGGGGAAGGACCAGAAGGCUGACCCUGAGGAUGACACGCUGCUAGGCCGUCUCAAGGCAUGCCUGAAGCUCUACAGCGUUUAUAGGGACACCGUGCGCACCCUGCGGGACAACCUGGGCGGAGCUCACACCCUCAUGCAGUUCCCCUCCAUCAGCUCCCUGGGCGCCCCUACCUCCAGGGUGAGGGCCCACUCCAGGGGCGCCUUGACCUUGAUGGGGAAGGCCUCCAAGACACCCUCGGUGGCUGGUGACUCUGAUCACGGCCAUGGCGUUCCCUUCACCGACGAGGAGUCCAUCUUCGGCCACAUGGAGUCCUUCUGUGCUCGCCUGCGGCAGGUGAUUGACGCCAUCUACACACUGGUGCAGUACAGCAAGCUGGGACUGAGCACCGAGGGCCUGCCCCGCCCACGGAAGGAGGACCUGGUGGUCGACGACGAUGCCACGGAGGACGGGGCGGAGCUUGCGGCACUGGGAGGUGGAGGAGGAGGGACCAAUCCCUCAGAGCAUAGCAGUACUCCAACCUUGGAAUCGCCCGUUAAACCAGUCAGUCCCACCAAGACCCCCUACCCUCAUGCCCCGGGCAUCCUCCCUAUUGUUGAGGAAGAAGAGAAUCUCAAUGGGGAUGAGGAAGAGGAGGAGCAUGGAACAAAGGAGGGAGGCAAGGAGGAGAACACCGAAGAUCCCAUGGAGAGCGAGGUGCCGUCCAACGCAGACGAAGUUCAUGACCUCAUCCACGGCAGUACGGGUAUCACUGCUCACAAUGCAGCUCUGCUCAGGAAGCUCUACAGCACAGACAACGCCGAUGACGAAGGCCCCAGCAUCUCCUCCAUUGUCAAGGACCACAUCGCCACCAUGAAGAAACUGCUGUCCUCCCACGUGGACACGGCGGUCAUGCUGGACGUGGAGGGCAAGGAAAAGGAGAAGUUCGGCGAGACCUACGAGGAGUUCCUCGGCACCGUUCAGCAGAUCGAGAUGUACCUCUGCGCUUACCUGCAGGCCGUCUUCCUUCGAAGGAUGAAGACACACGAGGCGUUGGACGUCAUCACGAGGUUCACCCCUGUUGCGUAUCGUCAGGGAAUGAAGAGAGCCAUCGCCGAGAAAUACGUGGACAUCUUCAACUGGUACGAGGCCGAUCUGGAGGAGGUCAAAAACAUCUACGAGAAGUAUAAGGAGGAGCCCCCGAUGAUCCGCAACGCCCCGCCGGUAGCCGGCGCCAUCUCCUGGUCCCGCCAGCUCCUCCAGCGCAUCGAGGACCCCAUGAAGGUCUUUCGCGACAACCGGGCCGUCACCCACCUGCGGGACUUCUCCCGCGUGGUGCGGUUCUACAAUCGCGUGGCCACGGCCCUGGUGACAUUUGAGAGCCUGUGGCUGGCCCAGUGGAGGGCGCACAUCGAUAACGCCAAGGCCGGGCUGAGGGCAACCUUACUUAUCAGCCAUCCCGAGACAGGACAGGUGGUGGUCAACGCAGAUGAAGGGGUUCUACAGUUGAUCCAUGAGUGCCGCUGGUUAAAGCGGCUUGGCAUUGACAUACCAGACUCGGCCCAGAUGGUUCUGAAACAGGAGCAGCGAUUCAAGAGCUACUUCAACCACCUAGAGCUCUGCCUGAAGGAGUUCCAUGACAUCGUGGCUUCCAUCCGAGACCCCAUCCGUAGCCUGUUCAAACCCCACAUCAACAGCGUUACGGUCACCUUGCAGCCCGGCUUGACCACAUUGGCUUGGAACUCCAUGAACAUCGAUGCAUUCCUGCACCAAGUCCACACUGCGAAUGCCAAACUGAAGCACAAGGUGGACACUGUCAAUCACGUCAUUGACACCAAGGUAGACGCCAAGCUCAAGAAGAUCAGCGAGCUCUUCCUCUUUGACACCGAUCUGGCCUUCAGCAGGUCAUGGCCCCCGGAGGAGUUCACACAGGCCAUGUUGGACAGUGUCGGUGACCGUAGCGCCCAGCUCCACGACUUGGCCACCGAGAUCGAGGAGGCUGUCCAUGAGCUGAUCAACAUCCUCCUUGGCCGGGCCGCCAGCCCCUCCCACCACAGUCCACGCCAGAGCCUCAGCGCCAGCUCCAGGCGCCACUCGGGCAAGCAGGCAGUCAACCUGACCCCCCGGACCGAGGCGUCCAGUGGCGACACCGGAGACGACAUCGUCAUCAGUGACAUACUCUACCACUACUCGGAGUUGGUCUACCAGGCUGUCACGUCCUCCAUCUGCCGUACUCUAAUCACCCUUGCCGAGGCCGCGGGCUGCGAGGGCAUCAUCGAGGCCAUCAGUCGCGAGCUGGCCGGAUCCUCCUCCCCACUGCCCCCAGACGGCCGGCUGGACGACCCCCAUCUCCCCUCCACCCCAGGCAGGAGUCGCAGCCGGCCCAGCACGGGCCGGUCAGGGAUGUCUGGCGGCAGACACAGCCGGGCUAGCACGGCCCUGAGCAGGGCCACGUCCUCACUGUCCUUCCUGUCGGACAUGUCGUGGACCUCAGAGAAGACGCAUGAGAUCACGUACCUCAGGUUUGAGGUCGCUGUGAAGUUCUCCAUCCCCAACAUCAUCAUCUCCCCGACCCUGGAUGCCGUCAAGACUGCCUUGGCCCGCAUCGCCGAGGUGGUCCUGAACACGGCCGACAAGAUCUGCUGGUGGGCGGGAGGGGACAUCGGGGAACCCUUCCUGACCGAAGUGGUUCAGGAGCCGGCCAUCGAGAGCACCAUGAGGAAACUAGACGGCGUCGUUGAAGACCUUCAACGCGUCGUCGACAAGCAUCUCUUCCACUUCAAGUUCUACGAUUUCCUCUGGAAGGAUGAUAUGUACGCGGCCUACUAUGAGUUUAUCGAUAGUGAUCCAGGUACCUUCGCCGUCAAGAGAGAAGUGGAGCGGCUCUUGCACAUCGAGGAGAAGAUCCGGGCGGUCCCGGCCGUGCUGCCCGUGGGCUCGGUCUGCCUGGGGACCGCGCCCAUCACUGAUGCCCUGUACGGAUUUGCCGUGCAGUGGAAGACGCAGUACGCCCAGGUGCUGCAUGAGGAGGCCAAGAGGCGGCUUGACCAGGCUGUUAUGUACCGCAAUGGCAUGCGGGCCAGACUGACCGCCGAGGUGGUAACCCUGGACCAGCUGAAUGGGACCCUGAACUGGUUGGAGGAGGUCCGAGACAUGGAGAACAAAGUGGACAAGAUCUACCUACCCAUAGAGACCAUGUAUGCCGACCUCAGGAGUUACAAACUUCGACUUCCUCGCUCGGAGGUGGAGGAGGUUGAACAGCUGAGAGACAAGUGGCAAGAGGUCAUUGACCUUGCCGAGCAGUGCCGAGUCAAACUGCUGCGGGAACGCAGGGGGGCGUUUGAGCAGGAGCUGGAUAAGCAAGUCAAGCUCUUUGUUGUGGAGGUCAUUCAAUUCCGUAACAGUUUUGACUCCCAAGGGCCGGCGGUGCCUGGUGUCCAGCCAGCAGAGGCCGUGUCCAGACUUCACGAGUUCCAGGAGAUCUUCAAGCUGUACGACUCCAAGCGCAGGACCCUGGACUCGGUCUCCAGACUGUUUGGCAUCAUCUGCAAGCCUUUCCCCGAACUGGACAAGACCGGAGAGGAACUAGACCUACUUGGCCUGCUGUAUGGUCUCUUCCAGAAGUUUAUUGCCUUUGACUCUCAGUUCAGGGACAAGCUGUGGGCUGACGUGGAUCUGGAGAAAGCAAACCGAGAGGUGGAGAAUUACUGGGAGGAGUGCCAGAAUCUUCCGGACAAGCUCAAGGACUGGGACGCCUACAACGAGAUGAAGAGCUCCAUCAAGUUCUACCUGGACGUCUUCCCGAUACUCCACAAGCUGGCCUCCAAGGAGAUACGCAAUCGUCACUGGCUUCAAGUGAUGUCUGUGACAGGCAGCUCCUUCCAGUUGGAAGCCAACGUCUUCAAGCUGCUUCACAUCCUAGACAUCGGACUCAUCGAGCACCAGGCUGAGAUUGAGGACAUCUGUCGCUGUGCCAGCAAGGAGCAGGAGCUGGAGGUCAAGCUGCGCAUCACGGAAGAAGAAUGGACAGAGCAGGUCCUGUCAUUUGAGGAGUAUAAGAAACGUGGCCCCAUCUACCUCGAGAAGGACAACUCGGAGCACCUCCUUGAGCAACUGGAGAACGCCCAGGCUCUCCUGGCUAACAUGCUAACGUCCAGGUACAUCGGGCCACUGAGGGAGGAGGCAGCGGGAUGGGCAGAGAAGCUCAAAGGCGUUGCCGAAGUCCUUGAGCAGUGGUUAGAGGUGCAGGAUCUCUGGCAGUACCUGGAGGCAGUCUUCAGCGUGGGCCGCACCGCCAAGGAUUUGCCCCAGGAGGCCAAAAGGUUCAACCGGAUUGACAAGAGCUGGACCAAGAUCAUGAAGAGAGCCUACGACACCAGGAAUGUCUUGCAGUGCACCUACGGUGGGGAAGUACCCAAGGGUGUGGUCCUGCGACACAUCUACGAGGAGCUGGAGAUCUGCUUCAAGUCGCUGAUGGGCUACUUGGACAAGAAGAGGCAGGCCUUCCCCAGGUUCUACUUCCUGUCCGACCCUGUCCUGCUGGCCAUCUUGAGCCGGCCGUUUGACCUCGAGUCAGUCCGACCACAUCUCAGGUGCAUUUUCAACAGCGUCUACGACAUCCGACUGGAGCAGCUGCCUUUCUCCUUGUCUCAUAGCGCCAACUCCUCCCCGGAGAAGUCCUACCACAGCGCCCGGGAGCGACACCACUCCCCACUGCGGACCGAGUCCUCCUCUCAAGCCUACGCCCCCUCCUCCUCCUACCAGCACCACUCCCGGAUGACCCUUGGGGACAGCCUAGUGGGCGGGGCCGGGGGUGGGAUCCAGUCGGAGCAGCUGCUGCUGCAGGCCGUGGCCGUGGUCUCCAAGGAGACGGAGGUGCUGCAGUUGGAUGAGGAGGUAUCACUGAAAGACAGUGUAGAGAUCUGGCUUCAUGCCUUGAAGGAAUCCAUCGCUAAGACCAUCUACUCCAAUGUCUGUAAGAUGAUCGAGGACGUGGAGGCGGGCUUACCCAUUGAGGAGUUAGCAGGCAAGUUUCCCAUGCAAGUGGCCGGGCUGGGCCUCCUCAUGUACUGGACCAAGGAGUGCGAGCUGGGCAUCAUGGAGAUCAGGAAUGACCGCAAGGCCAUCGCCAACACGGCCAAGAAGUUCGGCACCACCAUGGGCCGGCUGUCGGCGGCGCUGACCAGGGGGACGUGGAAGACACUGGACGAGGGCAUGACGCCGCUGCAGAGGCUGAGACUGGAGAGUCUCAUCGCUCAAUCCCUGUACCUGCGGGACACGCUGGAGCACAUGAGUAACCGGAAGCUGCGAGAGAUUGGGGACUUUGAGUGGAGGCGUUGCGUCAGGUUCUACCACCAUCUCACUGCGGGCCGUGUGGACCCCCAGAUCUACAUGCUGGAUGAGCGCUUCACCUACGGCUCAGAGUUCUAUGGUGGUCAAGCCUCACUGGUGCUCACCCCUAUCACUGAGAGGUGUUUCCUCACCAUGGCCCAGGCCAUGAGGCAGUUCAAGAACUGCGCAGUCACUGGCGGUACAGGAGUGGGCAAGACAGAGACGGCCAAAGGCUUUGCCUUCAUGCUGGGCCAGUACCUGGCUGUGUUUGGAUGCUCCGGGCAGAGUGACCCCGCAGGGCUUGGGAAGAUACUUCAAGGCCUGGCGAUGGAUGGUUGCUGGGGUUGCUUUGACGAGUUCCAGCUGCUGCAGACCGGCGCCAUCGCCAUGGUGCUGGAUCACGUCCAUGCCAUCAUGGCUGCGGUGCGAUCCCGGAGCAAACAUUGCAUCUUGGGAGAUGGAGAAGAGGUGACCCUGAAGAGCGGCAUCUCCCUCUUCAUCACCGUCAACAAUGAGACGGCCCCGCCGGAGGGCAUCCCUGUCGACAUCAAGCUCCUCUUCCGCACCGUGGCCCUGGUCAUGCCCGACUUCUCCCUCAUUCUCAAGGCGCGCUGUGCGGCCUACGGCUUCCGGUCGCCCCGGAUGCUCGCCGACAGGCUCAAGAUGGUGGCCCAGCAGUGCAAGGAGCAGCUGACUCCCGACGAGCACCCGGUGUUUAACAUCAAAAACAUGAUCAGCGUCCUAUUGCAUGCCGUGGGACAAUGGCGCGAUGUGGAAGGGUCCAAAGAGUACCACCAGCUCUUCGGCAUCAGUGGGUUGUCCACGGCCGUCCAGCACGCCCAUCUCGGCCGCAAGUUGACCAAGGAGGAGCGGAUGGAGCUGUCCCGAGCGAGCUCCCAGGGGUCCAUCGUCCAGCCAGGGAGUGCAAUGCCCUCGGCGGCCAUGUUGAAGACCGUCGAGAAGCAACAGCGCAAGCCAGGGGUGCCCAAUCCUAUGACCCCCGCUGCCAAGGCCGAGCACGCAGUGGUCGCUCAGGCUCUGCAUAAUGUCAUCGGGCCCAGGCUCAAACCGGAUGCUCUGUACAUCUUCAACAACGUAGUCAAGGAUGUCUUCACAGCCAUGGGCAGCCCGCCGACGCCCCAGUCUAGCCGGGCGCGCCGCAACCACCUGAACGUGGAGCACAUGGUGGUGGACAAGGCUCAAGAAAACGGCAUCAUGCCCCACACCAACUGGGUCAACAAGGUCAUGCAGCUGUACUCCGUCUCCCAAGUCAACCACGCCAUCAUCGUCGCGGGUGGCCCGGGCACUGGCAAGUCCAGCGCCAUCCAGACCUUGGUGGAGGCACUGUCGGCCAUUGCCCCUGCCCACUCCCGCCAGUCCCGCAGCAGCGUGGUGUCCAGCAGCAUCACGGCCAUCAGCCACAAGCUGCAGCGCCUCAACCCGCUUGUGGUGGACGACCUGGCCCUCAUGUUCGGCCACCUCAACCAGAACCGGGACUGGGUGGACGGCGUCUUCACCAACAUCUGGCGCAAGGCCAACCGGAAUGUCAGCACAACUUGGCUGUGCCUAGACGGUCCCCUGACCCCCAGCUGGGCGGACAACUUCAACAGCGUCUUGGACAACGACAAGGUCCUGCAUCUGCACAAUGGUGACCGGCUCUUCCUGAGCGACAACGUCAAGCUGGUGUUUGAGACCGGUGACCUGACCAUUGCCUCGCCGGCGACCGUCACCAGAGCUGGCAUUGUCUAUUUGGAUAAGGACGUUCUGGGCUGGCGUCCCAUCGCUCAGGCCUGGAUGGAGAAUCGCAACCAGCAAGAAGUUCACUGUUUACAGAAAGCCUUCAACAAGACCAUGGAUGCUGUCGUGAAUUUUGUCCUGUACGAAACCAGACCCUUGGUUCCAGUCUGCGAAGUGGGUCUCUUCAAGAUGUGUCUGGGCCUGCUGACGGCCAUGCUCAACGAGCACGUGGAGAUUGGCGGCGAGCUGCACAUCGAGCGCCUCUUCCUCUUCUGCCUCAUCUGGUCCUUCGGCGGGCUCCUGGAAGGCAGUGACCGCAAGAACUUUAGCGACUUGCUGCGGACACUGACGUCGGCGUUGCCCGACUACGAUCACGACAUCUCCGUCUUUGACUACUACGUGGAUGAGUCUGGCGAAUGGGACCCAUGGCUGUCUCGCGUCCCCGAGGUCACCUAUACGUCCGACACCCACGACCUGCUGGGAGAAAUCUUUGUGGAAACAGUUGACACGAUUCGCUGUCGAGUGAUUCUGGAGUUUGCUAAUCUGUCCAACAUGCACGUCCUCCUGGUUGGACCUCCAGGCUCAGGGAAGACGGCCAUGAUCAACGACUUCAUCAACACGCUGGAUCCGUCUUAUCAAGUCACCAAGCGUCUGGUCUUCUCUGGCGCGUCUACUGCCUCCCAACUGCAGCAGUUUAUUGUGACCAACAUCCACCAUCGCAGAGGGUUUGUCUAUGGAGCGCGCGACAACAAACGGCUCCAGCUCUUCAUCGACGACCUCAACCUCCCCCCUGCCGACGAGCACGGCGUGCAGCGUUGCAACGAGCUCCUACGCCAGCUCCUGGACGACCGCGUCCUGGUCACGCUGCAGAAGCCAUUUGAGUGGCGUACCAUCCAGGACCUUGUGGUACUGUCGGGUCACACGCGCAACGUCUACCCUAGCGUCGGGAACAAGAAGAUGCCACAGAGGCUAUUGCGGCACUUUGCCGUGGUCAGCCUACCUGAGCCCCACGACUCGACGCUGACCGGCAUCGUGGACGCCAUUCUGGACGGUAACAUGCACAAGAACAACGGCCAGAGCCUGGCCCAGGAGCUGCAUGAGGCCAUAGUGACCGCCUCCUGCCAGCUACUGACGAAGGUCCAGGCCGUCCUCCGGCCCUCCCUAAUGCCUGGCCGGCACCACUACAUGUUCACCCUGCGGGAUCUCACCAAGGCCUUCCAGUGCCUUGUGCGCCUGUCCGAGGAGGCCCGAGGCGAGAUCAGCAUGGUGACGUCACUCUGGCAGCAUGAGGUACGACGCAUCAUGCAGGACCGGCUCUGUCGCACGGCAGACAUCAACUGGUUUGAGCAGACACUGGCGGACAUCGUCAAAACGCACUUUCCAGAAAUCCCUGAUGGUGAUAUUCUGUAUGAGGAUUUUGUGACAUUCCCCAUCGAGCCGAGGACUUACGUCCGGCCCGUCACUUCUCUCUCUCAGAAAUCUGUCAGGGUCGUCCUGCAGCCCGUGGAGCAGCUGGACAAGGUCCACCAGUGUGUCCACUCUCACCUGACCCGCUACAACGAGGAGUUUGGCAACGUCACCAUCAACAUCAUGCUGUCGGACGACAUCAUCCAUCAUGUGAUCAGGAUCCACCGCGUGCUCAGCUUCCACCAUGGGUGA